This is a messenger RNA of Ixodes scapularis (black-legged tick), 1224 nucleotides long. RefSeq names its product myb/SANT-like DNA-binding domain-containing protein 3. The coding region runs from base 1 to 909 and encodes 302 amino acids. The record is from RefSeq and is a predicted model, not a curated record. NCBI's taxonomy places the organism in Eukaryota, Metazoa, Arthropoda, Arachnida, Ixodida, Ixodidae. The transcript is spliced from 3 exons.
AUGGAGGACCCCAACGGCAACGACUCGGAAAUGGCCGAUACCGAAGAGCGGGCAAGGGCUCGUUUUAUUUAUACUGCGGAGGAGAAGGCGCUCCUCCAAGCGCUCGUAACGAAACAUGCGCGAGUUCUUGAAAACAAGAAGACAAAUAACUACUCGAAGGAGGCUAAACUUGAAGCUUGGGAGAAACUCAGCACCGAGUAUAACAGCCAGCCAAACGUCCGCCCACGAAGCGCUAAGCAACUCAAGAAGCGUUGGGAGAACGAAAAAUCCAGAUACAAAAAAACCAAGUCCGACGAGACGAGAGACAUCCACGCCACGGGAGGUGGGCCACGAACAAGCCGGCCGAUGAGCCCCUCACUCAUUCUUGUGGGAGCGGCGGCAGACCACAUGGAGACAGUGGUGACAAAUCUCUGCGACAGCGACAGGGCAAGAGACCGGCCAGUGCUGUCGCUGCCUCCGGCUGCAAUGUUUGAAGCAAUGGUGCGAGGCACUGAAGGCAAUGACAAUCACGCCUGCUGGAACGACGUGCCAGAUGCUCCUGAUCCGUCCGCCUCACCUCUCCAAGAGAGCAGCGUUGGAGCUGCUUGUGUGACUCCGCCGGCAAGGAGCAUUACCUGCCCCCGUGCUGAGCUGCCAAGCGGGGCAUCCAGAAGAACUGGAAACCGCAUCGCAGCACUGGAGCGGAUCAUGGCUCCCGAAAAGGAGGCCCGUGUAGACAUCCUCGAGAGGGAAGAUCGGCGGAAGGAGGCGCAACAUUUAAUGCAAAUGCGCAUACUCCGCAACAAGCUUUUUGAGCAGCGACGACGCGGACGGGCAGAGUUCCAGCUGCUCCAGCUGGAGAGAGAGAUAAAGGUGGAGCAGCUGGCAGCCCUGCGCUGCAAGCUACAAGGGUGUGGAAAUCACAAUUAAAUUUGGGUUUUUUCAGUUUAAAAGCAUUCCGAGGAUUUACUUAUUUAUUUUAUGUGCGCUACAUUGUAGUGAAACGAUAGAACCUAAUGUGUUUUGCAUAUUCGGAAGUUGAAUGAAACAGCACACUACAAUUGAAGGGAAGGGUAGGUCUUUCGUUAGCUCUGUGCUGGCCACAAGUCUUUCCCAGAAUAUGUUAGAUUGACCAAAUACGCGGAAUUGGAUUUGAAAAUCAAUUUAUUCGAGCGCUUACUACUGAAUUCGUGUCCGAGUAUUUGCACGAGUCAGUGACGGGUCAAGAACAGAGUACAAGCUGGA